UACCUUGCGCUUAGCUACGUGUGGGGAAAGGACUCGGAGCAGACACCCUAUCGAACAACCACAUCCAACUUAUCCACCUACGAACACAGAAUCGACCCGCGUGUUCUCCCCUUGACCAUCCGCGACGCGAUCUAUGUCACGCACAAACUCGGCUUCCGGUGGCUCUGGGUCGACAGCCUGUGUAUCAUCCAGGACUCGGACUCGGACAAGACACACGAAAUCGGCCGCAUGCACCACGUCUACCGCUAUGCACAUGUGACGAUCAUGGCGGGCAGCGCGGAAGGAGUCGGCUCGGGCUUUCUCCAGAAGCGAUCUCCUCCAGACGACGUCGCUCUCCCCUUCAUCUGCCCUCCCUAUCCUCCUAACUCUACGGAGCACCAGCCCGGGGUGAAGGCGUACGAAGACGAGCUCGGGUGCAUGGCAACACGCGCCUGGUGCAUGCAAGAGUACCUGUUGUCCCCACGUGCCCUCAUCUUCACCCCCAGAACGAUCCUGUUUAGGUGUCUGACCGCCAAGGCUGGCACAGUGGGUGUUAGCAACCUACACUACUCCAUAUGGGGCGAGCCUCGCAUACCCAUCUCACUCUUCCUCCCACCAACGGCACCUGCACCAGAGCCUGAUUCGAAGGAGUGGCGGGAGAUGUGCCGAGCCUGGGCGUAUGUUAUCGAGGACUACACCCGCCGCACAGCGAGCGACCCGUUGGACAAGCUGGUCGCGUGUGCUGCCGUUGCGGAGCAAUUCCAUCGUGCCCUGGGGUCUGAGUACCUCGCAGGGUUCUGGCGCUCGGAUGCGCUCCUCGUCCACUUGCUAUGGGAGGCUAAGCAUGGCGACUGGGAUACUAGGGGGACGGGAAAAGUAUGCGGACACCGACAUGCUCGUCCAGCAGCCUACCGCGCGCCGUCAUGGUCGUGGGCAGCAAUCGAUGGACCAACCUCCCACUUUGGUGCCAACCAAUGCGCUCUGCUCCUUGGAGACCCACGAACUGUUGCGCUCGCAAAGGUCGCUGAGUGCUGGGUUGCACUCGAACACCCCGAGCUUCGCUUCGGUCGGGUGACGGACGGGGCCCUCGUCCUGCGU
Messenger RNA from Trametes versicolor FP-101664 SS1, 1077 nucleotides. Its product is annotated as HET-domain-containing protein. The annotation marks the transcript as partial. The record is from RefSeq and is a predicted model, not a curated record. Lineage: Eukaryota; Fungi; Basidiomycota; Agaricomycetes; Polyporales; Polyporaceae. The transcript has 2 exons.